AUGCUGGCUAGAAACAACUCCUUAGUGAGAUUUAUUCUUGUUGGAUUAACAGAUCGUCCGGAGUUCCAACAACCCUUCUUUUUCCUGUUUCUAAUGAUCUAUAUUGUCACCAUGGUAGGCAACCUUGGCUUGAUCACUCUAACUGGUCUCAGUUCUCACCUCCACACCCCCAUGUACUAUUUCCUCUUCAAUCUCUCCUUUAUUGAUCUCUGUUGCUCCUCUGUUUUGACCCCCAAAAUGCUAAUGAACUUUGUUUCAAAAAAGAAUAUUAUCUCCUAUGUUGGGUGCAUGACUCAAACAUGCAAGACUCAGUUGUUUUUCUUUCUCUUUUUUGUCAUCUCUGACAUCUUGACCUCAAUGGCCUAUGAUCGCUAUGUGGCCAUCUGUAGUCCAUUGCUUUAUAAGGUCACCAUGUCCCAUCAGGCCUAUUCUAUGCUAACUUUUGCUGCUUACAUAAUGGAAUUGGCUGGAGCCACGGCCCACACUGGGUGCAUGCUUAGACUCACCUUCUGCAGUGCUAAUAUCAUCAACCAUUACUUGUGUGACAUACUCACCCUCCUCCAGCUUUCUUGCACCAACACCUAUGUCAACAAGGUGGUUGUUCUCAUUGUUGUGGGUAUUAAUAUCACAGUACCCAGUUUUACCAUCCUCAUUUCUUAUGUUUUUAUUGUCACUAGCAUUCUUCAUAUCAAAUCCUCUCAAGGAAGAUCAAAAGCCUUCAGUACUUGUAGCUCUCAUGUCAUUGCACUUUCUCUCUUUUUUGGGUCAGCAGCAUUCAUAUAUCUUAAAUAUUAUUCUGGAUCUAUGGAACAGGGAAAAGUUUUUUCUGUUUUCUACACUAAUGUGGUACCCAUGCUGAAUCCCCUCAUUUACAGUUUGAGGAACAAAGAUGUCAAAGUUGCAUUAAGGAAAGCUCUAAUUAAAAUUAAGAAAAGAAACAUAUUCUAA
Saimiri boliviensis boliviensis (Bolivian squirrel monkey) is the source of this 948-nucleotide messenger RNA. Its product is annotated as olfactory receptor 8B3-like. Gene Ontology annotation, cellular component: membrane. Gene Ontology annotation, molecular function: olfactory receptor activity; G protein-coupled receptor activity. The record is from RefSeq and is a predicted model, not a curated record. Lineage: Eukaryota; Metazoa; Chordata; Mammalia; Primates; Cebidae. Gene Ontology annotation, biological process: G protein-coupled receptor signaling pathway.